Messenger RNA from Prorocentrum cordatum, 2591 nucleotides. The record is from the annotation of a GenBank genome assembly. NCBI's taxonomy places the organism in Eukaryota, Dinophyceae, Prorocentrales, Prorocentraceae.
GGAUGAGGGGUGAGGGAUUGGAGGGGGGAGAAGACUCCUCGACUCUGGGCUGGCCUGGAGCACGCCCCGCAGGGGCCUCAUGUCAAAUGACGACGGUCGGAUUUCCUGAUUUGAGGACCGUUUUCGGUUUGGCUCAAGUCGAUCGAUCUUGUGGGAAGCCUCAGUUCACAGAGUGCAAGGUGCAGACGUUGUGUGAGCGCCAUGGCCCGCGUGUCAUUCGCCAUGCUGUCGCUCGGGGCAGCGCUGGCCACUGAGGAGACCACGGCAAGCUUGCGGGGCUCUGCUGCGGCGCGACGCCUGGAGAGCUGCACCGCGGACGCGAAGCCAUGCGCAGCCCCGCACUCCAACUCGGCUAUCCAGCUGCCUGGCAAGGGUGCGUCGAGGAUUCCGGCUGCCGGUACUGCGAUGCCUCGGCGAUCGGCGGGCCAUCGUACGAUGGUGAGGCGUGCCCUUCGCCAGCGCCGUCUUCGGGCUGCACUGCGGACGCGAAGCCUUGCGCAGCACCGCAUGCCAACUCGGCUAUCUGGUGUUUCGAGGACCCGACCUGCCCAGGGCAAGGGUGCGUCGAGGACUCGGGCUGCCGGUACUGCGAUGCCUCGGCGAUCGGCGGGCCAUCAUACGAUGGUGAGGCGUGCCCAUCUAUCCAGUCUCUCGGUGCCGCACUGGCCGCCGACGAGGGCUGCGACGGGAUGACCUACACGAGAAACUACGCCGAGGGCACACCGCACGAGUGCAGGUGCGACAGCUACUGCGACGACUUCUGCGACGAUGGGCCGAAUGGCUGCGCCAGGACGUGCAGGAUCUUGAACGGAGUUUUCGAGCACAUCCCGUCCGUACAUGCAGGCGACCGUACUUGCACCUGGUACGCGCACUACGUGACCAAACCGAUUAACUACGAGGGCUACGAUUGCUCGUGGAUGACUGGCACUGGCGAGGGCGGCCAUGGAGACGAUUGUCAAGAUUGGACGUCCGUUGGCGCCUUGAAGUGCCGGGAGGGAAACCAGAACCAGAACAAUUGCCACUUCUAAUCAUGGUGAGUGUUCCCGAGGAGAAGGUCUUCCCGAUUUCAGAAAUCUUGUGGUGGGCGAAGGGGUUGAGAUGCAUUAUACCCAGCUUUUUCAGGCUCAGUCCACUGCCUCUUCCAGCCAAGAGCGUGCGGAAGAGAGUACAGAGAGCAUGAUUCGUAGAUGAUGGAGAUACAUUAGCAUCCUACCAGUGCUUCCCAUCACCAAAAGUUUGGACCGUUGUGGGGGUCUGGGGCACUUCGCAGACGUGCUGUUCGCACAAACCGCAGCUGUAGGAAAUCUUGACGCUUCGCGCCCCAUCCAGAAACGAUCCCCAAUCGAGGUACCUUGAUCAGGAACGCGAAGCUGCAUGCAGCCCAGGAGCGUACCAUACAUGUCUUCGUGGGUCUUUCGAAGGACGUGGAGGGACCCGACCUGCCCAGGGCAAGGGUGCGUCGAGGAUUCCGGCUGCCGGUACUGCGAUGCCUCGGCGAUCGGCGGGCCAUCGUACGAUGGUGAGGCGUGCCCUUCGCCAGCGCCGUCUUCGGGCUGCACUGCGGACGCGAAGCCUUGCGCAGCACCGCAUGCCAACUCGGCUAUCUGGUGCUUCGAGGACCCGACCUGCCCAGGGCAAGGGUGCGUCGAGGACUCGGGCUGCCGGUACUGCGAUGCCUCGGCGAUCGGCGGGCCAUCAUACGAUGGUGAGGCGUGCCCUUCGCCAGCGCCGUCUUCGGGCUGCACUGCGGACGCGAAGCCUUGCGCAGCCCCGCAUUCCAACUCGGCUAUCUGGUGCUUCGAGGAUCCGACCUGCCCAGGGCAAGGUUGCGUCGAGGACUCGGGCUGCCGGUACUGCGAUGCCUCGGCGAUCGGCGGGCCAUCAUACGAUGGUGAGGCGUGCCCAUCUAUCCAGUCUCUCGGUGCCGCACUGGCCGCCGACGAGGGCUGCGACGGGAUGACCUACACGAGAAACUACGCCGAGGGCACACCGCACGAGUGCAGGUGCGACAGCUACUGCGACGACUUCUGCGACGAUGGGCCGAAUGGCUGCGCCAGGACGUGCAGGAUCUUGAACGGAGUUUUCGAGCACAUCCCGUCCGUACAUGCAGGCGACCGUACUUGCACCUGGUACGCGCAUUACGUGACCAAUCCGAUUAACUACGAGGGCUACGAUUGCUCGUGGAUGACUGGCACUGGCGAGGGCGGCCACGGAGACGAUUGCCAAGAUUGGACGUCCGUUGGCGCCUUGAAGUGCCGGGAGGGAAACCAGAAUCAAAACAAUUGCCAUUUCUAAUCAUGGCGUUCCCGAGGAGAGGGUCUUCCCGAUUUUAGAAAUCUUGUGGUAGGCGAAGGGGCUGAGAUGCAUGAUACCCAGCUUUUUCAGGCUCAGUCCACUGCCUCUUCCAGCCAAGAGCGUGCGGAAGAGAGUACAGAGAGCAUGAUUCGUAGAUGAUGGAGAUACAAUAGCAUCCUACCAGUGCUUCCCAUCACCAAAAGUCUGGACCGUUGUGGGGGCCUGGGGCACUUCGCAGACGCGCUGUUCACACAAACCGCAGCUGUAGGAAAUCUUGACGCUUCGCGUCCCAUCCA